GCUACAAAUUGCGGAUUACUAAUCCAGCUCAGGAGUCCCUCUCUCUCGAGUCGGGGGAACAGCUUUUCGAGCGACGACUGCCUCAGCAUCGUUCGCUCGAAGGGUUAAAUUCCGCGUAAUCGCAAAUUCUCUCUCUCAUCUCGAUAGAGUUCUCGACGAGGAGGAGCAGAAGAGGAUGCCUCGCAAUUCAUCAAGAAAAGGUCCCUCCAAUUCUGCUACCUCCACCAAUUCUUCCUCGGCGGUCGAUCUCUUUCGCUCUGCUUUUUUUUUUGUUAUAGAAUUUGUGGUGGAGCUAGAUUGGCGUGUCAUUCCAAGGAUAAGGCUUGAAUGUUGUGCUUAGCUACAGGUAAAGCUGCCAGCAAGGAGCUGGAGCGAAUCGAUCAGCUCUUCUUUUCAUAUGCAAAUAAUUCAUCUGGAUUAAUUGACCCUGAAGGAAUUGAAUCUUUUUGUUCUGAUUUGGAGGUGGAUCAUACUGAUGUCCGGAUAUUAAUGCUGGCAUGGAAAAUGCAAGCUGAGAAACAAGGAUACUUUACCCUGGAUGAAUGGAGAAGAGGUCUCAGAGCAUUGCGAGCAGAUACAAUUGUUAAACUGAAAAAAGCACUUCCUGACCUUGAGAAAGAGGUUAGGAGACCGUCAACAUUUGAGGAUUUCUACACAUAUGCGUUCCGAUAUUGUCUAACAGAGGAAAAACAAAAGAGCAUUGAUAUUGAGAGUAUAUGUGUUCUACUGGAUCUUGUUUUGGGAUCCCGAUUUGGACCACAAGUUGACUAUUUGGUUCAGUAUCUUAAGACACAGACUGAUUACAUGGUUAUAAACAUGGAUCAGUGGAAGGGGUUUUAUCGUUUUUGCACUGAGAUAAGCUUCCCAGACCUUAGUAACUAUGACCCGGACUCUGCUUGGCCCUGGAUCUUGGAUAAUUUUGUUGACUGGAUGAGAGCGAAGCAGGGUUAAGGUUAAAUUUAGAUGCAAACUUAGCCUUCCUCCCCAAAAUGCCAUCCUCAAAGUAAGCAAUCACGUUCCCUAUUCCAUAGAUGGGGAUGCUCAGCGGUCUCAAAUGUGACAAGAGGCGUCAUUGCACAAUCUAUUGGCUAUGUGACUUUCACGUGUGUGCGGGACCAGAUAUGUUGAUCCUCAAGCACGAGUUUAGCGCAGGGGCUGUUAAGAGUCUUGUCACAAUAUUAUGCUUAGCAUUGUUAUGAGAUGAAUUCAGAUCUUUUUGGGAGAAUGCAUUACCAUUAUAUGACAGAAUUGAUAUGCUUGCAGGAUUCAAGCAAGACUAUACACAUCAAGUUGGCUGCCUUCUGCACCAUCUUCUGUUUAGAAGCUUUUGCUUUUAUUUUUACUGAUUGAUGUUCUUUCUUUCCUUUUUUUUUAUUGGGUGUAGGGAACGGAUAAAAAAUGAAAGGUGCCUUAUUCUUGCAGAACUGAAUCUCUUGCUAGAACAGCUUCGCAUCUAGUUGCUUCUGUGUUACAUGGAAAACUUGUUACUACUAUAUAAAAGUUUCAAUAUUGUCGUC
Coffea arabica (coffee) is the source of this 1517-nucleotide messenger RNA. RefSeq lists its product as uncharacterized. Gene Ontology annotation, biological process: protein neddylation. Lineage: Eukaryota; Viridiplantae; Streptophyta; Magnoliopsida; Gentianales; Rubiaceae. The record is from RefSeq and is a predicted model, not a curated record. Gene Ontology annotation, cellular component: ubiquitin ligase complex. Gene Ontology annotation, molecular function: ubiquitin-like protein binding; cullin family protein binding; ubiquitin conjugating enzyme binding.